Messenger RNA from Dimorphilus gyrociliatus, 1517 nucleotides. NCBI's taxonomy places the organism in Eukaryota, Metazoa, Annelida, Polychaeta, Dinophilidae. The record is from the annotation of a GenBank genome assembly.
AAUAGUGUUCAAUGCAAAAAGCAAUUGUCCAAAUCAUGUGAUUGCAAGUAAUCAAUUAAAUAACAACGAGAAUCUGUGACAAAAUGAGCGAAAGCUUCGAAGGGGUUCAUCGAACUGUCUGCAAUAUAAUAUCAUAUGGCGUGGGUCAUGUUCUUAAUGAUUUAUGUGCUUCCAUGUGGUUCACAUACUUGCUGGCGUACUUACAAGGGGUUGUUGAAUUUGAUUCGUACUUAGCAGGAUGUCUGCUACUCUUUGGUCAAAUAGUUGACGCAAUUUCAACACCUUUCGUUGGUAUAGAAAGCGAUGCCACCAGUGGAUUUUUUAACUAUGGGAAGAGAAAAAGCUGGCACUUACUUGGUUGCAUUUGCGUUGCCCUGUCAUAUCCAUUUAUAUUUUGUAACGUCUUCCAGUCUUACAACCCAUCAUCAACUGCAAAAUUUAUAUUUUAUGCACCUCUGGUGGCUAUAUUUCAAUUUGGCUGGGCCAGUUGUCAAAUUUCUCAUCUUUCUAUGAUUCCACUUUUGACAAAUAAGGAUUCAUUCAGAGAUGAAUUAAAUGCUUGCAGAUAUAUAUUUACAGUAUUAUCUAAUAUAACUGUAUAUUGUCUUAUUUGGAUCCUGUUGGGUAAUGAUAAAGAAUCUGCUUUAACACCAUCGGAUCAAAAAGUUUUCACAUACUUGGUGCUGAUAAUAGUAGGUAUAGGUAUCUGUUGUGUUAUAUUCUAUCAUGUUGGUUGUAAAGAGCCGUCUGUCAACCGACGUAUGAGUAAAUUAGUCUCAGAAAGUCAGAUUCAAACCUCAACAGAUGUGAAAAACCUUAAAGUCACCCCUUUGAUGUGGCUGAAGCAAAGAAAAUUUUAUCAGAUUUCAGUUAUUUAUAUGUGUACAAGAUUGAUUAUUAAUAUAUCUCAAACAUAUUUAACCAUGUAUUUACCGAAUUCAGUUGAUUUACAAAAAAAAUAUAUUGCCAUAAUUCCUCUCGUAGUUUUUGUCUCGAGUUUGGUAAAUUCGUUUCUUGUCAAAUACAUAGAUAAAGCUAUAGGAAGGAAGCUCACUUUUCUUACUGGCUUACUUUUAAUUGCUGGUUCCAGCACAUGGUUCAUGUUUAUCUGCAAAGAGAUUGGCUGUAAUAAGCAGGUUUUCGGAGCAGCAGUUUUACUUGGUGCCGGUGGUUCAACUCUUUUAAUAGAAUCAUUGUCACUUACUGCAGAUCUAAUAGGGUGCCAUACCGAGAGUGGGGCGUUUGUUUAUGGAUCCAUGAGUUUUACAGACAAAUUGUCAAAUGGUGUGGCCGUUAUGAUUAUCCAGCUAUACAAUCCCUGCGGUAAAUUGCAUAAAUGUGAUGCUGGAGCAGCUUACUUUAGAGACAUUAUGGUUUUUGUGCCGGCUGGUUCGGCAGCACUUGCUCUAUUAUUUCUAUUGUCUUUGUGCGGAGAUGACGUUGGAAAUUUGACUGUAAAGAAAAGGAAAAAAGCAACUGAAGAAGAUGCUUUACUUGGAAAUGAAACAAUUAGCUGA